Molecule: messenger RNA, 1612 nt
Organism: Choloepus didactylus (southern two-toed sloth)
Lineage: Eukaryota; Metazoa; Chordata; Mammalia; Pilosa; Megalonychidae
Gene: GMPR2
Product: guanosine monophosphate reductase 2
Exons: 10
Coding region: 194-1240 (348 amino acids)
Biological process (GO): nucleotide metabolic process
Cellular component (GO): GMP reductase complex
Molecular function (GO): GMP reductase activity
Source: RefSeq, a predicted model, not a curated record
CUGUUACCCAGAAGGCCUCGCCCGGCCGCCGCCGAAGCUGCAAUUCUUCGGUUAGUAGUUCUCGCCGGCAGCUAGAGGAACCUGACAGUGUGGCCCACGAGCCCACUGCGAGGCAAGAGGAUCCCCGGUCAACUGCCACCUGGGCCACUGCAACAGGAACCUACAGAUUCGUCGCUACCCGGAGGUUUCCACCAUGCCUCACAUUGACAACGAUGUGAAACUGGACUUCAAGGAUGUCUUGCUGAGACCCAAACGCAGCACCCUUAAGUCUCGAAGUGAGGUGGAUCUCACAAGAUCCUUUUCAUUUCGGAACUCAAAGCAAGUGUACACAGGGAUCCCCAUCAUUGCUGCCAAUAUGGAUACUGUGGGCACCUUUGAAAUGGCCAAGGUUCUCUGUAAGUUCUCCCUCUUCACUGCCAUCCAUAAGCACUACAGCCUCAAGCAGUGGAAAGAGUUUGCUGUUCAGAAUUCUGACUGUCUUGAGCAUCUGGCAGCCAGCUCAGGCAUGAGUUCUUCUGACUUUGAGCAGCUGGAAGAGAUCCUGGAAGCUAUUCCCCAGGUGAAAUAUAUAUGCCUGGAUGUGGCAAACGGCUACUCUGAACAGUUUGUUGAAUGUGUAAAGGAGGUGCGGAAGCGUUUCCCCCAACACACCAUCAUGGCAGGGAACGUGGUAACAGGUGAGAUGGUGGAAGAACUGAUCCUCUCCGGGGCUGACAUCAUCAAAGUGGGAAUUGGGCCAGGCUCUGUGUGUACCACUCGGAAGAAAACUGGAGUGGGGUAUCCACAGCUCAGUGCAGUAAUGGAGUGUGCAGAUGCUGCUCAUGGUCUCAAAGGCCACAUCAUUUCAGAUGGAGGCUGCAGCUGUCCUGGGGAUGUGGCCAAGGCUUUCGGAGCAGGGGCUGACUUUGUGAUGCUGGGUGGCAUGCUGGCUGGGCACAGCGAGUCAGGUGGUGAGCUUAUCGAGAGGGAUGGCAAGAAGUACAAGCUCUUCUAUGGAAUGAGUUCUGAAAUGGCCAUGAAGAAGUAUGCUGGGGGCGUGGCUGAGUACAGGGCCUCAGAGGGCAAGACAGUAGAGGUCCCCUUUAAAGGAGAUGUGGAACACACCAUCCGAGACAUCCUUGGAGGGAUCCGCUCCACAUGUACCUACGUUGGAGCAGCUAAGCUAAAGGAGUUGAGCCGGAGAACUACCUUCAUCCGUGUCACCCAGCAAGUGAACCCAAUCUUCAAUGAUAACAAAUAGACCUGAGCAGUUCUGCCCUCCCAAGGCAUUAACACCCCACUACAGAGCCCUCAAGAGGAUCCCUCGCCCAUUCCAGCUACUGCAGCUGUUUACUUUUUAGUUCCUAUCAUCUCACUCCUGAGGACUCCUGCAGUAACUCUGUAUUUCUCUUUCUACACACAUAAAAUGCCCACAGCACUCACUAGGGAGGAAGCAAAGAUGAUGGACUGAGAAAUGAAGUAAAACAAUCAAAUGGGAAUUGGGACCCAGCAUCCUGAAGAUUAGUAAAAGGAGAAGGCACUGAAUCAUACCUAAAUGUCUCAUAUGGCCUUGAUCUGGAAGAAUCAUGUUUUGUUAAUCAGCUCCAUUAAAUGAGACCUUUGAAUCUUAAAA